This is a messenger RNA of Lodderomyces parapsilosis, 639 nucleotides long. It is a transcript of the gene CTF5, whose product is annotated as Ctf5p. The record is from RefSeq and is a predicted model, not a curated record. The transcript has a single exon. Gene Ontology annotation, cellular component: kinetochore. The coding region runs from base 1 to 639 and encodes 212 amino acids. NCBI's taxonomy places the organism in Eukaryota, Fungi, Ascomycota, Pichiomycetes, Serinales, Debaryomycetaceae.
AUGAACGAGGAUUAUCAAAUACAACAGGAUAUCAACAUACUUGAAAGGGAGAUUGAAUCUGUUCGGGAGGAAUUGGAACAGCUCAAUGAACAUGAAUCGAAUCUACAACAAGAAGUGAGCAGACUAGAAGCGCUUCAAGAGGAGCAGAACCAACCACCGCGGGACCCUCAUUACGAGGAAGUACCGCUCAUAAAACACGCGUACUUCGACCCAUCAAUUGCUCGAUUUUUUGAAAAUACAGAGCUGCCGCCACACAACGAGCCAAUCGAUCAACGCAUCAUAGAAGCAGCAGACACGAAGGAGAACAUCAUGUAUGAAAACAUUCUACGAAUGAGUGGGAUCACUGCUUUCCCCAUCAAUAAGCAUUUAUUCCCCAAUGAUGAAAUUCUUGGAAUAAGAUUUGACAUUUUCUCACCUAAAAGCAAAUCAUUUAAGCAACCGCAUUAUGUGAUAUUGCUGAAGUCCAAGUUCCAAAACGAAGCAUCGUAUUGGAGAGUUUAUAAAACUACAUUGCCAGUGCAUGCUCCAUUGGAUCGAUAUCAGGAGGAAUUGCAGGAGACAAACGAUCUUGACAAGUUUGUCACUAGCAUACACGUGUAUCUAGCGGAAGACAACAAAAAGAGGGAAACUCCCGGGUGA